AUGGCCGAGGAGUUCGCCCGCAACCGGCAGUACGAGUACCGCGCGAACUCGAACCUCGUGCUCGAGGCGGACCGGGAGACGCGGCGGCGCACCGACGAGCCGACGGGCGAGGUCGAGUCGCUCUGGGGGCGCAUGGGCGCGCAGCGCAUGGGCGACAAGGUCCGCGGCGGCCGCGCGCCGGACGGCGACGAGCGCGCGCGGCGCGCCAGGGCGAGCCGCGAGAAGCGGCGGCGCGGCGACGCGGAGGACCUGGCGACGCAGAAGCGGCGGCGGCGCGGCGACGGCGGCGACGGCGCCGACGACGGCGCCGACGGCGGCGGCUACCGGCCGCGGACCAAGGAGGCCCGCGCGGCGUACGAGGCGAUCCUCGCCGACGUGCGCGCGGCCCUGGGCGACGCGCCGCGCGACGUGCUCGCCGGCGCGGCCGAGGAGGCGCUGCACGUCCUCAAGCGCGACGGCGUCCGCGACGCCGACCGCCACGCGGAGCUCGAGCGGCUGCUGGGCGCGCGCGUGCCCGACGAGCGGUUCGCGGCGCUCGUCGCGCGGGGCAAGCGCGUGACCGACUUCGACGCCGGCGGCGCCGGCGCCGGCGGCGACGACGCCGGCGGCCUCGACGAGGAGAUGGGCGUGGCGGUGGUCUUCGACGAGGACGAGAGCGACGACGAGGCGCAGGACGUCGACGAGGUCCACUCGGAGGAGGAGGACGACGACGCGGCGCGGGGCGUCGAGGCCGCGCGCGACGGCAAGCUGCUGACGGGCGUGGGCGACGACGCCGCGGCCGCCGCGGGCGCCGCGGGCGCGGACGGCGCGGCGCCGCUCGACGUCCACGCCGUCGACGCGCACUGGCUCCAGCGCGGCAUCUCGGCGUUCGUCGAGGACGCGAACGCGUCGGCGCUGCUGGCGCGCGACGUCCUGGCGGCGCUGGGGCCCGACGGCGGCGACGAGCGCGCGUGCGAGACGCGGCUCGUCAUGCUGCUCGACUACGACCGCUUCGACUUCAUCAAGACGCUCCUCGCGAACCGGAGCCGCGUCUUCUACUGCACGCGGCUCAAGCAGGCGCAGACCGAGGCCGAGGCCGAGGCCGUGCGCGCGCAGAUGGCGGCCGACGUCGACGGCGGCGGCGCGGCGAUCCUCGAGGCGCUCGCGCAGACGGGGUCGGCGGAGACGUGGGCGCAGGACCGCGCGGCGGACUUCGCGAACCGGACGCGCCGCGAGGCCGUCGGGCUGUCGAAGCUCCGCGGCGUCCAGCUCGACGACGGCGAGCGCGCGCGCCUGGCGCGCGCCGACGACGACGCGGCGGCGGCCGGCGCGGCGCCGGCGGCGCCGCCGGCCGAGGCGCGCGGCGGCGGCGCGCGCGCGCCGGCGCGCGUCCUGGACCUCGACGCGCUCGCGUUCGCGCGCGGCGCGCACCAGAUGACGAACCGGCGGUGCGAGCUGCCGCCCAAGUCGUGGCGCGCGCAGAAGAAGGGCUACGAGGAGGUCCACGUGCCGGCGGCGGUCAACACGGAGGCGUCGAAGAUCCCGCUCGUGCCCGUCGACGCGCUGCCCGCGUGGACGCGGCCCGCGUUCGCCGGCAUGAGGACCCUGAACACGGUCCAGUCCAAGCUGCUGCCGGCGGCGCUGCGGUCGUCGCAGAACCUGCUGCUCUGCGCGCCGACGGGCGCCGGCAAGACGAACGUCGCCGUGCUGGCGAUGCUGAGCUGCCUCGCCGCGCACCGCCAAAACGCGGAGGACGACGCGUGCUGCCGCGUCGACCUCGACGCGUUCAAGAUCGUCUACGUCGCGCCGAUGAAGGCCCUCGUGCAGGAGGUCGUGCUCAACUUCGGCAAGCGCCUCGCGCCGUACGGCGUGCAGGUCCGCGAGCUGUCGGGCGACCAGUCGCUGACGGUCGCGCAGAUCCAGGCGACCCAGGUCAUCGUCACGACGCCGGAGAAGUGGGACAUCGUCACGCGCAAGGGCGGCGACCGCGCGUACACGCAGCUCGUGCGCCUGAUCAUCAUCGACGAGAUCCACCUGCUCCACGACGACCGCGGGCCCGUCCUCGAGUCGAUCGUCGCGCGGACGGUCCGCCAGGUCGAGGCGACGCGCGACGCCGUGCGGCUCGUGGGCCUGUCGGCGACGCUGCCCAACUUCGCGGACGUGGCGGAGCUGCUCCGCGUCGAGCCGUCCGCGGGCAUGUUCUUCUUCGACAACAGCUUCCGGCCCGUGCCGCUGCAGCAGCAGUACGUCGGCGUCGCCGAGAAGAAGGCGCUCAAGCGGUUCCAGCUGAUGAACCAGAUCUGCUACGAGAAGGUGCUGGCGCAGGCCGGCCGGAACCAGGUCCUCAUCUUCGUGCACUCGCGCGCCGAGACCGCGAAGACGGCGGCGGCGCUGCGCGACAUGGCGCUCAACGACGACGCGAUCCACCGCUUCGUGCGCGAGGACUCGGCGACGCGCGAGAUCCUGCAGGAGGAGUGCGAGACGGCCAAGUCCGAGGCGCUCAAGGACCUCCUCCCGUACGGCUUCGCGAUCCACCACGCGGGCCUGGCGCGCGCGGACCGCACGCUCGUCGAGGACCUCUUCGCCGACCGCCACGUCCAGGUGCUGUGCUCGACGGCGACGCUGGCGUGGGGCGUCAACCUGCCCGCGCACACCGUGAUCAUCAAGGGCACGCAGGUCUACUCGCCGGAGCAGGGCCGCUGGGUCGAGCUGAGCCCGCUCGACGUCGUGCAGAUGCUCGGGCGCGCCGGGCGGCCGCAGUACGACGCCGAGGGCGAGGGCAUCGUGAUCACGAAGCACUCGGAGCUCCAGUACUACCUGAGCCUCAUGAACCAGCAGCUGCCGGUCGAGUCGCAGCUCGUCAAGCACCUGCCCGACCACCUCAACGCCGAGGUCGCGCUCGGCACCGUGCGCGACGUGCGCGACGCCGCGGCCUGGCUCGCGUACACGUACCUCUACGUCCGCGCGCUGCGCGCGCCCGAGCGCUACGGCGCCGCCGCCGGCCGCGACGCCGACGACGCGAGCCUCCUCCAGUGGCGCCUCGACCUCGCGCACUCGGCGGCGCUGCGGCUGGACAGGGACGGCCUCGUCGCCUACGACCGGCGCUCGGGCGCGCUCCGCGCGACGGCGCUCGGCCGCGUCGCCGCGCACUACUACGUCUCGUCGCAGUCGAUGGCGACGUACAACGAGCACCUCAAGCCGAACCUCUCGGACGUCGAGCUCUUCCGCCUCUUCUCGUUCUCGGGCGAGUUCCGCCACGUGCACGUCCGCGCGGAGGAGAAGCUCGAACUCGCGAAGCUCGCGACGCGCGUGCCGAUCCCCAUCAAGGAGGGCAUGGACGAGCCAUCGGCCAAGGUGAACGCGCUGCUGCAGGCCUACAUCUCGAACCUGGGCCUCGAGGGCUUCGCGCUCGUCGCCGACAUGACGUUCGUGCGCCAGUCGGCCGCGCGGCUCUGCCGCGCGCUCUUUGAGGUGGCGCUCAAGCGCGGCUGGGCGGCGGCGGCGGACAAGGCCCUGACGCUGUGCAAGAUGGUCGAGCGGCGGCUCUGGCCGUCGCAGUGCCCCCUCCGGCAGUUCCGGGGGGUGCCGGAGACGAUCGCGCGGAAGCUCGAGAAGAAGGAGAUCGCGUGGGACCGGUACUACGACCUGAAGCCGGGCGACCUGGCGGAGCUCGUGAAGCUCCCGAAGAUGGGCAAGACGCUCCACCGCCUCGUGCACCAGAUCCCGCGCGUCGAGCUCGCCGCGCACGUCCGCCCCGUGUCGCGCGGCCUGCUCCACGUCGAGGUCGUCGUCUCGCCCGACUUCCAGUUCGAGGCCAAGGUCCACGACUACGCCCAGAUCUUCCACGUGAUCGUCGAGGACGUCGACGGCGAGCGGAUCCUGCACCACGAGCCGCUCCGCGUGAGCCUGGACCGCGCGGACGCCGAGCACGUCGUCGAGCUGCGCGUGCCCGUCUCCGACCCCCCGCCGCCGCAGUACUUCCUCAAGGUCGUGAGCGACCGCUGGCUCCACAGCACGGCGUGCCUGCCCGUCUCGUUCCGCCACCUGAUCCUCCCGCGGAAGCACGCGCCGCACACGGAGCUGUUGGAUCUCCAGCCGCUGCCGGUCGGCGCGGUCGGCUCGCCCGAGCUCGCGGCGCUCUUCGCCGACGUGGGCCCCUACUUCAACCCGAUCCAGACCCAGUGCUUCGCCGCGCUCUACGAGUCCGACGAGUCCGCGCUCGUCUGCGCGCCGGGCGGCGCCGGCCGCCUCGUCUGCGCCGACCUCGCCGUGCUGCGGCACGUCGUCCGCCGGCGCGCCGCGCGCGCGCGCGCCGGAGGCGGCGGCGGCGGCGGCGGCGGCGUCGUCUACGUGGCGCCGCGCGCGGCGACGGUCCGGCGCGUCCUCCGGCGGUGGCGCGCGCGCUUCGCGGCGCUGCCGGGCGGCGCGCUCGUCGCGGCCGAGGCCACGGGCGACGUCGCGGCGGACCUCCGCGCGCUCCGCGAGGGCGACGUGCUGCUGGCGACGGCCGAGCGGUGGGACGCGCUGUCGCGGCGCUGGAAGCAGCGGCCGGCCGUCCGCGACGUCGGCCUCUUCGUCUUCGACGACCUCCACUGCGUCGGCCGCGACACCGCCGGCUCGACGCUCGAGAUCGUCGCGUCGCGCGCGCGCUACGUCGCGUCGCAGCUCGACGCGCCCGCGCGCGUCGUGGGCCUCGCGGCGGCGACGGCCGACGCGCGCGACGUCGGCGACUGGCUCGGCGUGCCCGCCGAGCGGUGCUACGCCUUCGCCGCGACCGUGCGGCCCGUGCCGCUCGAGCUCAGCGUCGUCGCGUUCGACGCGCCGCACGUCCAGAGCCGGCUCCUGAGCAUGGGCAAGGCGCUCUACGACCUCGCCGAGCGCGUCGCGCCGGACGCGCCCGUGCUCGCGUUCGCGCCGUCGCGCAAGCAGUGCCAGCUCACGGCCAUCGACGUCGCCGUCCGCGCGGCGGCCGACGCGGACGGCGCGGCCGCGCGGCGGCCGACGCGCGUCGGCCGGCGCGGCGGCGACGCCGCGUUCGACGACCCGGCGCUGCCGCGGACGGUCGAGGCCGGCGUGGCGUUCCUGCACGCGGGCCUCUCCGCGCGCGACCGCGCGACCGUCGAGCGGCUCUACGCGGCCGACGAGCUCUGGAUGCUCGUCGCGCCGGCGUCGACGUGCUGGGACCUCGACGCGACCGCCAAGCUCGUGUGCGUCCUGGGGACCGAGGCCUACGACGGCGCGCGGCACCGCUACGUCGACUACGACGUCACCGACGUCCUCGAGAUGACGAGCACGGCCGGCCGGCCCGGCGGCGUCGACGACGACGCGGCGUGCGCGGUCUUCUGCCACGCGCCGAAGCAGGCGUACCUGAAGCGCGCGCUGUACGAGCCGCUGCCCGUCGAGUCGCGGCUCGACGACGACCUGCACGACCACGUCAACGCCGAGGUCGUGGCGCGGACGAUCGAAUCGAAGCAGGACUGCGUCGACUACCUCACGUGGACGUUCUACUACCGCCGCCUCGCGAAGAACCCCAACUACUACGACCUCCGCGGCGCGUCGCACCGCCACGUCUCGGACCACCUCUCCGAGCUCGUCGAGCGCGUCGCCGGCGACCUCGAGGACGCGGGCUGCGUCCGCGUCGGCGACGACGAGACGUCCCUCGCCGCCCUGAACCUGGGCAUGAUCGCGGCCUACUACCGGCUCCGCUACGCGACCGUCGAGCUCUUCGCCGCGUCCGCGGCCGAGGCGUCGCGCGUGCCGCAGCUCCUCGAGGUCCUCGCGCACGCGGCCGAGCUCCGCGACCUCCCGCAGCGGCCGCAGGACGCGCCGGCGCUCGAGGCGCUCGCGCGCCACGCGCGCCACAAGCCGCCGCGCGGCUGCGGCCCGCCGGGGCGCGACGCCGCGGCCAAGGCCCACGCGCUGCUGCAGAGCCACUUCUCGCGGCGGCCCGUGGCGAGCGCCGACCUGCGCGCGGACCGCGACGCGGCCGUCGAGGCGUCCGUCGCGCUGCUCCAGGCGCUCGUCGACGUCGUCUCGUCCAACGGCUGGCUCGCGCCGGCGCUGCACGCCAUGGAGCUGAGCCAGAUGGUCGUCCAGGGCCUGUGGCACGACGACCCGCCGCCGCUCCAGGUGCCGCACGUCGACGCGGCCACGCUCGCGCGAGCCGCGGCGCGCGGCGCGCGGCUCGACCAGGUCUUCGACGUCGCCGCGCUCGACGACGACGUCCGCGACGCCGUGCUCGCGCUCGACCCGGCGCGGACGGCCGACGUCGCGAACUUCUGCAACGACUACCCGAACGUCGAGCUCCGCUACUCGGUCCUCGACGCCGACGCCGUCGUCGCCGGCGAGCCCGUCGCGCUCUCGGUGACCCUCGAGCGCGAGGUCGACGACGACAUGCAGGACGUCGGAUUGGUCCGCGCGCCGCGCUUCCCGGCGCGCAAGCGCGAGGGCUGGUGGCUCGUCGUCGCCGACGUCGCGAAGAACGCGCUCCUGGCCGUCAAGCGCGUCUCCGUCGCGCGCGCGGCCGACGUCCGGCUCGACUUCGUCGCGCCGCGCGCGCCCGGCGCCGCGUCCCUCACGCUCUACUUCAUGUCCGACUGCUACCUGGGCGUCGAUUUGCAGUACGAGUUCACGCUGGAGGUGCGCCCCUCCGAGUAG
Molecule: messenger RNA, 6636 nt
Organism: Pelagomonas calceolata
Lineage: Eukaryota; Pelagophyceae; Pelagomonadales; Pelagomonadaceae
Source: the annotation of a GenBank genome assembly